Humulus lupulus (European hop) is the source of this 632-nucleotide messenger RNA. RefSeq names its product 15.4 kDa class V heat shock protein. Gene Ontology annotation, biological process: protein folding; response to heat; response to salt stress. The record is from RefSeq and is a predicted model, not a curated record. The transcript has 2 exons. NCBI's taxonomy places the organism in Eukaryota, Viridiplantae, Streptophyta, Magnoliopsida, Rosales, Cannabaceae. Bases 54 to 473 code for a protein of 139 amino acids.
UCCUCUUGAACCACAAUCAAUCAAUCAUCACCAUCAUCAAUAUUGCACAAGCAAUGGAGCUUCCAGUGGUACACCCUGCAACUGCUGCAUCAAACCAAUAUCUCUUUCCCUCUCAUCUCCUUUUUCCAUACAAUUUUGUCCCAGAAAACCAUGUUCACUGGUCAGAAACUCCCGAUUCUCACAUUUUCUUAAUAGAUCUCCCUGGUGUAAGAAAAGAAGAGAUAAAAGUGGAAGUUGAGGACUCGAGGUACCUCAUAAUUCGAACUGAGGCCAUUAAUGAGUCAACAGAACCUGCAAGGACCUUCAUGAGGAAGUUUAGGCUUCCGGGUAGAGUGGAUAUUGAUGGAAUAUCAGCUGGAUAUGAAGAUGGAGUUUUGACAGUCACAGUUCCAAGAUCUUUUAGGAGAAGGGGUUUCUUUAUUGAUCCAGCAGAUGUGCCUGAACGCCUAGAAACUCUGGCAAGGGCUGCUUAGACAUUUCAUGUACUUUAGCUAAUUCUGUUGUUUCCAUUGUGAAAGUGUUGUGAUUAUUUAGAAAAAUAUGAUUGCAUAAUUUGAUGUCUGCCAUGUAGACUAUUAACAUUUAUACAUGCAUUUCUAUAUAUAAUAAGAUAAUGUUGAUUGGUGGGACCA